Molecule: messenger RNA, 1692 nt
Organism: Caenorhabditis angaria
Lineage: Eukaryota; Metazoa; Nematoda; Chromadorea; Rhabditida; Rhabditidae
Source: the annotation of a GenBank genome assembly
UUGCACAGCGCAGGUAUGAACAACGUCAAGCCAAAGACAUGGGGUCCGGGCCUGAGAUUUGAAUCGCAUUCUUCUCAAGUACGGUAAUUCUGUGUCCCUAAUAUCAUUUCGAGACAUCUCUUUGAAAAAAAAAACGGAAAAUUGGAAUUUGAGAGAAAAAAGCUCAUUUUUGGGAUUAGAACCGGUUCCGAAAAGUGGAAUUUGACUUUCUGACCUCUAUUUGUUGCCCCUUAUCUGAAAACACCGCAAAAAUCCUUUGAAAAUAGUUUUUCGCAAUAGGUUCAACUAGAUUUUUUGACAAAAUUAGCAAAUUGCUAUUUUUGUCAAAAAUUCCAAAAUUUCGAAAUGAGACACGUGAAACGUUUCACGUGUUUAUUCAGCUACUGCUCUUAUUUUUCGGAAAUUCUGACAAAAUUAGCAAAUUGCUGAUUUUGUCAAAAAUUUCGGAAAUUUGAAAUGAGACACGUGAAACGUUUCACGUUUUUAUUCAGCUACUGCUCUUAUUUUUCGGAAUUUCGGACAAAAUUAGCAAAUUGCUGAUUUUGUCGAAAUUGUUGAGAUACACAUUCAUCAUUUGAAAAAUAAAUUCCAACUUACAGAUUUACAUCCGAACUUCCAUCUCAACACUUCCAACAUUCUUCGUCACCACCAAUCAAUGGAUCGAUGCAAAUAUAAAUUCCAAUUCGUCUUUCUUGUAAUAAAUGAUACAUUUUUAAAACUUUUCUUUUUUUCUACUUUAACUUUUUUGAUAGUCGUUUUCUAAUCAAUUUUUGGAUUUUUUCAACAAAAUAAAAAUAGGUCAACUAAUAAAAUUAUUUUGAAAAUCAUAUGACAAGGGUCAAUGCUACUGAAAAUUUUAAUUAAAAAUGCUGUGAAAUUUUUCUCAAAAAAUGAACGACAACAAAGAAGAGAAAUGUAAGCUACGUUGAUCAAGUUUUGACGAGAGCACGUAGAUAUCAUUUUUCGUCAUUUGAAAAUCAGUUUUGUCUGAAAAUUUUUUGAGGCAACAAUUUCACAACAAACCUGUUAAAAGCUUUUUUUCUGCGAGUACGGCCGCCAUCGAUUAACUUUUGCAAUUUAUAGGAGUAUUUCAUUUUUGUUCAAAAUAUUCCACCAAAAGUCGAAAACUCAAAAUUUCAAGAAUGCACCCUUCUUAUAUACAUAAUUUUUAACAUUUUUUAUUCGUUAUCAUUGAACAAACCUUCGUGUUUCAUGAAAAUUAUGUUGAAAUUUCUUUUGAACAUCUAUGAAUUCCCCUAUUUCUCGAGUCUGGAAAUUUUUCUUUCAUUCAGAAUUGUUCUAACUAUCUUAAAUUUCAGGUUUCCGGGAGCGUGAUCGUUGCAAAAUGGCUGCUAAGUGGUGAGGGAAUUUUCUUUAAAAAAAACGACAUAUUUCCUACAAAAACAGUUUUCAGAAAACUUCAACAACGACAACGACUACGUUCCACAAAAAUCAGGUCAACAUCAAUCUGUAUUCAUCCACGCUAAUCAAAAGGUGAGUCAAUAACCGAAAAAGAAACGGGAUAACAAAAUAUGUCUUGGGAAAUUUGAUCAAGUUUAGCUAUUUUUGAAGAUAAAUAUAAAGUUCUUUCUACUCUGAAAAACAUGAAAAUUCAUCUCAAUUUUACAGAAUAUGCUCUCCGAUGCUCAGUCUCGCCAGCACUCGAUGGAAAUCUCGACACAAACGACAUGA